This is a messenger RNA of Cantharellus anzutake, 774 nucleotides long. RefSeq lists its product as uncharacterized. Lineage: Eukaryota; Fungi; Basidiomycota; Agaricomycetes; Cantharellales; Hydnaceae. The annotation marks the transcript as partial. The transcript has 9 exons. Gene Ontology annotation, cellular component: nucleus; ribonucleoprotein complex; cytoplasm. Gene Ontology annotation, molecular function: mRNA binding. The record is from RefSeq and is a predicted model, not a curated record.
CAACAUUCUGAAAAGACAAGAAAAUCGUUGCGGAAACCGACCUCAACUCCAGGAGAACAUAAAAUGUCGUCUCGUAGGCUGUACCUUGGCCGUCUCCCGACGGAUGCCCAACAGUCAGACGUCCAAAAGCUUUUUGAUGGGUAUGGGCCCGUCACCGAAUGUCGGGUUAUGACUGGAUUUGGCUUCGUUGAGUUCGAGAAUCCCAAAGAUGCCGAGGACGUCGUGCAGAAAUUCAACGGAACACAAUUCAUGGGUAACAGUAUAAUUGUGGAGUUUGCCCGUGAUAACAGGCGUCGUGACGAACGUCGUCGUGACCCUCCCCCUCGUGCUAGGAGACCUCCUCCAGGCCAUCGUGUCAUUGUCACUGGCCUGUCCAGGGAUACGAGUUGGCAAGAUCUCAAGGAUUUCGGUCGUGACACCGGUGGUCAGAUUACUUUUGCCGACAUCGACUAUCCUGGCAGCGGGAUUCUCGAAUACGUCACUCAGGAGGAUGCCGAUGAUGCGGUGAGAAAGCUCGAUGGCAAGGACCUCCGUGGCGUUAGCGUUCGUGUCGAGCAUGGAGAUGUGAGUUGUUCGCACUGUCCCCACUUCGAUUCUAAAGACCGCUACCGUGAUCGUUCUCCGCGACGCUCUCGUUCGCCUCCGCGUCGGUAUGACGAGCGCUCUCCUCCCAGGAGGGAUCGUGAUGAUUUUAGAAGAGAUGACAGAGAUAGGGAAUUUGAUAGGCGCGAUGACAGGGACCGCCACAGGGAAUAUGAUCGCAGAGAUGACCGC